AUGGUCAGCAAAGCAUCAGCAAAGAAAAAGGCCAGCACCGCCUCCAAGACGCCAGCAACCCAGUCCUCAACGACCAAACAUGCCACUCACUCCCACGGUGAUCAGCAGACCCUGCUGAACAUCUUCUCAGACGCCUUUGCAAACGUCCUCUCGUCAGAACAAUUCCCCACGCUACUGCAGGAGAUUAAGCAGGCGUUGUUUAAUCGAGACUUUGGAGGGGCUUUCGGCAAGGAGGAGUAUCUGGAGGCGUAUGCGGCGAGAUGGUCACCCACGAGAGCGUUAUGCUAUGCUUCUGUAUUCUGUGGUGUACGCGAGUACAUCGAUGAACUGGUGUCAAAGUCGACACAUGGCAAUGACGAUGAAUCCGAAACCGCAGACUCGUCCAGCAGCAAAGAUGUAGCAUCCAACGACGGAGUCAAGAUGCUCUGUAUGGGAGGCUGUGCCGCCGAGCACGUUGCCUUCGCAUCAUAUCUCCAACAAACAAAACACUCCGGCUCCCUCAGACUCCUCGAUUCCGCGCCCUGGAAACACGUAACGUCCCUCCUGCAAAACCAGCUAACGACUGCUCCUCCACUAUCAAAAUACGCAUCCGCAGCUGCCAAGGCGUCCAACAGCUGUCUGGUUGAACCUUCUCAGCUGCGCGUCACGUUUACACAAGCCAAUGUUUUGGAUUUGGACGGUGACGGUCUCUCAGAACAAGUGGGAUUGGAGCCGGUGCUGGUGACGCUCAUGUUCACGCUGAAUGAGCUGUACACGGAGGGAGGAAUCGGUAGGACGACCAAGUUUCUGAGGAAUUUGGGGCUGGUUCUUCCGACGGGGAGUCUGUUACUGGUUGUUGAUAGCCCGGGGAGUUAUUCGGAGGCAGCGGUUGGGAAGGAGAAGAAACGGUAUCCUAUGCAGUGGUUGCUGAACCAUACGUUGAUGGAGAGCGAAACUCCGGGAUAUACGUGGGAGAGAUUGGAGUCUGAAGACUCGGUGUGGUUUCGAUUGCCGGAGGGUCUUACGUAUCCUAUUCAGUUGGAGAAUAUGCGGUAUCAGAUGCAUCUGUAUAGGAUCCAUAAGCUAACAUGA
This is a messenger RNA of Pochonia chlamydosporia 170, 1071 nucleotides long. RefSeq lists its product as hypothetical. The transcript has a single exon. The record is from RefSeq and is a predicted model, not a curated record. Lineage: Eukaryota; Fungi; Ascomycota; Sordariomycetes; Hypocreales; Clavicipitaceae. The coding region runs from base 1 to 1071 and encodes 356 amino acids.